This is a messenger RNA of Parnassius apollo (apollo), 621 nucleotides long. Lineage: Eukaryota; Metazoa; Arthropoda; Insecta; Lepidoptera; Papilionidae. The record is from the annotation of a GenBank genome assembly.
AUGAAAGAGGGCUUAGAUCCAAAGAAAUUAGAAAUAGUUGGACUUAGUCUCGGUGGACAAACUAUGAGUUUCAUAGCAAAGAGCUUCCAAGAAAUUACCGGUAUGAAUGUAUCCAGAUUAACUGGGCUGGAUCCAGCUGGACCAUGUUUUAGAAACCUUGGUCCGGAUCAGCGUCUAGACCAGGCGGACGCCGACUUUGUAGAGGUCGUGCAAACGAACAUAGAUGGCUUCGGAAUGGCGGCACCUGUAGGACACGUCAAUUUUUAUAUAAACGGCGGAGAAUUUCAGCCUGGUGAUGUGUUAUGGAUGCCAUGCAAUGUCCUUUGUAGUCAUAUUAGAUCGCUUACCAUAUGGGUGGCUGCAUUAAAGCACCCAGACUCAUUUAUAGCGAUGAAAUGCGAUUCAGUGCAACAAGCCAGGGAUAAGAAUUGCUACGAUAGGAAACCUUUGGUGACCAACGUUUUGGGGUUGAAAGCUGACAAAACCAAGCAGGGAAUAUUCUACCUCUCGACGAAUAACAAUUUCCCGUACUAUUUAGGCAAGGAAGGUCUUAAAAGAGAGAACGAUUUCUUUUUUAAGAAGACAAAUACGAUCAACGAAAAAUCUGUGAUCAAAAUGUGA